UAGUUUUGUGGGUUGCAAGUAAACGUCGUGUAAUUCUCUACAUUUUCGGUAAGUGCAUUUUUAUUAAUACCGUUUUUAUCCAUUCCAAUCAUAGAUUUGGAGUGACAUAAUUUCAUUAUAUUUUAAUGUAAGAGUAAUUUAAAAAACAAGCAAAAUGGCUCCAAGUGGUAAUAAUAUGAUACCUAAUGGUCAUUUUCAUAAAGAUUGGCAACGUUAUAUUAAGACGUGGUUUAAUCAACCUGCUCGCAAAUAUAGACGCCAUCAAAAUCGUAUCAAGAAAGCAAAAGCUCUAGCUCCCAAACCUGCUGCUGGUCCUUUGCGGCCAGUAGUUCAUUGCCCAACUAUUAGAUACCACACUAAAGUUCGUGCUGGCCGAGGUUUUACUCUUCAAGAACUAAAGGGAGCUGGUUUAAACAAACAUUUUGCUCGUACUAUUGGUAUUGCUGUAGAUCCAAGACGUAGAAACAAAAGUGUAGAAUCUCUUCAAGUGAAUAUUGAACGCUUAAAAGAAUAUCGUUCCAAAUUAAUAUUAUUCCCUCUAAAGAGUAAGACAAAUAAAAUCAAGAAAGGAGAAGCUACUGAAGAAGAACGUAAAACAGCCAUACAAUUGAGAGGUAAAAUAUUGCCAAUUAAGCAAACUGUAAACACUGAACCAGAAGCAAGAGCAAUUACUGCUGAAGAAAAGAAAUUCAAUGCCUUUAAUGCUAUUUGCCAGGCAAGAAUUGAAGCUAAACUAGUUGGUAUUAAAGAAAAGAAAGCAAAGGAAGCUGCUGAAAACCCUGAAGCUGCCAAAAAAGCAGCUGAAAAGAAAGGUAAAGGAAAGAAGAAGAAGUAAACAUUUUAUUUGUUAUUUGACUUUUUAUAAUAUAACAAUUAAUAAACAAGUCAAAACUUGACAA
Daktulosphaira vitifoliae (grape phylloxera) is the source of this 899-nucleotide messenger RNA. It is a transcript of the gene RpL13, whose product is annotated as 60S ribosomal protein L13. The coding region runs from base 155 to 835 and encodes 226 amino acids. Gene Ontology annotation, molecular function: structural constituent of ribosome; RNA binding. Gene Ontology annotation, biological process: translation. The record is from RefSeq and is a predicted model, not a curated record. Lineage: Eukaryota; Metazoa; Arthropoda; Insecta; Hemiptera; Phylloxeridae. Gene Ontology annotation, cellular component: ribosome; cytosolic large ribosomal subunit. The transcript has 5 exons.